AUGUUUGCUUUUAAAGAACUUGUGUUGUUCACACUGCUAGUCAUCGUCGAGGAAGAAGAAAGUAGCAACGAUGAGGAUGAUAAUGGGGAAACUGACGAAACUUCCGAGGAAGACGAAAGUAGCAACGAUAAGGAUGAUAAUGGGGAAAGUGACGAAUCUUCUGAAGAAGACGAAAGUAGCAACGAUGACGAUGCUAAUGGGGAAAGUGAUGAAGCAUCUGAGGAAGACGAAAGUAGCAAUGAUGAGGAUGAUAAUGGGGAAAGUGACGAAUCUUCUGAAGAAGACGAAAGUAGCAACGAUGACGAUGAUAAUGGGGAAAGUGAUGAAGCAUCUGAGGAAGACGAAAGUAGCAAUGGUGAGGAUGGUAAUGGGGAAAGUGACGAAACUUCUGGUGAGUGUAUUUUAGUCAACAAAGUCAUCUUAUGUACCGUUCUGGUAUGA
This is a messenger RNA of Pecten maximus, 441 nucleotides long. Its product is annotated as prostatic spermine-binding protein-like. NCBI's taxonomy places the organism in Eukaryota, Metazoa, Mollusca, Bivalvia, Pectinida, Pectinidae. The transcript has 7 exons. Bases 1 to 441 code for a protein of 146 amino acids. The record is from RefSeq and is a predicted model, not a curated record.